Messenger RNA from Chanos chanos (milkfish), 1134 nucleotides. It is a transcript of the gene tmem72, whose product is annotated as transmembrane protein 72. The record is from RefSeq and is a predicted model, not a curated record. NCBI's taxonomy places the organism in Eukaryota, Metazoa, Chordata, Actinopteri, Gonorynchiformes, Chanidae. The transcript is spliced from 5 exons. Bases 233 to 976 code for a protein of 247 amino acids.
AAGUCCUACUAGGUCCUGGCCUAGAGCAACUUCCAGUUAAGACAAUCUAAUAUCCAACCAUGAAGCCUUGUAACAACGCUUCCUCUCCCUCCGCUGCUCCCCGUGGACCAUACACACCUCUGGAGUACUGAGUUCCUCCUGCCUGAGGCAUCUGGCUGUUUUAAAGGUCUGAGGUUUGAAGGAGCCUCAGCCACCCCCACUGACUAAAGGGAGCCGCAGUUAAACUCUGGUAAUGGGAAGUCCAGCCUUGUGGAUUGUGGUGGAGUGCGCUUGCAGAAUUCUUGGCGUCUCGACGGCUGCAGUGCUGUGUGCUGUGGGGGUGGAGACUCUGAGACAGGGAGACUUUCACAGCCUGGCUGUCUAUCUCCUUGUCUCAUCGGCUGGGAUGAUGCUGUUUGAAAUGGCCUAUUUUGUCGACGCUCUUCUGGCAAUGUGCCUUCCCUGUCCCCCUACUUGGAAGCUUAUCAUUAUCUGGAAGAAGAUGGCCAAGAUCGGAGGCUUCCAGAAGUUUCUCUAUUACACCUUGAUGUCUAUAGUGUGCUUCCUACACCCAGUGAUGGUCUGGCAUGCAAUUAUUCCAGGAACCAUGCUUCUGGUGACCGGGUUCGUCAACUUCAUUUUGAGCAGGAAGAAGAAAGCGGAGCAGUCCAAAGAGACGGGCGAACCGGGACUGUCGACCAUUUACGUCAGCGACAUGGGGGAGAACGAACAGAGCGUCUCCUUCUUCCACGUCAUCACGGGGAAAAGAGCUUCGUUCUUUCCCAUCAGCAGCGUGCUCCAGAGCCCCGCUGACAGUACCCAGGCCAUGCUGGAUCCCCACCACCCAGCCACACACGGCCCCAGAGCCAGGGGCAAGGGAGACAAAAGACAUGUGCGUUUCGUAAAAGGCCUCGACCAAGACAAAACCGAGAUGGACGGAUACCAUGACAUGGAACUAGAGACCACCUCAGACAAAGCACCCAUGAUCCCUGAUUAAAUGCAAAAAAAAAAAAAACCCUCUCGUGACAGGAGAAAGUAGAGACCACAGUCGUAGAGCAAAAAUUCUGUUUCAGUUCUGUUUCAUGUUUAAGUCAUGAGAUUUUUCUUCUUGGAGGUUUUAAGCAGCGACAGGACACAGAAGACAACACCAGAGCU